Messenger RNA from Neoarius graeffei (lesser salmon catfish), 3438 nucleotides. RefSeq lists its product as uncharacterized. Bases 223 to 2364 code for a protein of 713 amino acids. Lineage: Eukaryota; Metazoa; Chordata; Actinopteri; Siluriformes; Ariidae. The transcript has 7 exons. The record is from RefSeq and is a predicted model, not a curated record.
GAAAGAGGAUGUACCUUUUCUGGGGUACUCAUUUGCAUGCGCUUGAAACCACAGCACAAAUCAGAUUUUACUCAACCAACGGAUAAAAACAGGUAGUUUCACGGAAGUGACUGUGACACAAAGAAGUUAGUGCUUGGUUGUGCAGAAAUUUGAGCUCUAGGUUUUAAGAAACACAUGAAAUUUGUCAAAUGAAGCUACAAGCUACAGUUUUCAACAACAAAGAUGGAACAAAACUUUGUGGAUUUGCUUAGUGAUGCAUUUUCAGCUGACCUAGAUUUUGAGCAUCUACAAUCAGACGAGGAAACUAACACAUCUCAAACACAGCUAGUUAUGGAUGAAGAUAUCGAUGACACGAACGGUGCUAGUAAUCUCUGGACAGCAUCAGAGCAAGGCUCAGUUGAGACCUUCACUAAUGUUUCUGAGCUGGAAGAAAGUGAAGCAAGCUCUGAUAACAGCGAGAAUGAGUCAAGUAAUUCCUUCACUAUCGAUACAGAGUCUACAUUUUGCCUCACUCAUGAAAUAGAUAAUGAUCAGGUUGUAAACACAAUGAUGACAGAAGCACAACAAAGAAACUAUACGGCUGGCGAAUGUACUGCAGAUGAAGGAAACACGCAAAGUGACUUAGAAGCAGGUGUUUCUACACACGGACUAGUUACUGGAUUCAGCAUAAAGGUAGAUGAAAAGGAGCUCACAGAGGAGGAACAUAUGGAAAUGUUUAAUAUAGAAUAUCAGCCACAGACAUCCCCUCUAAUGUGCAGCGAGGGUCAAACACCAGAAGAGACAUCAUCUGAAUCAGACAAAGAAUUAUCAGAGAAACACAACACAACAGAACAAUCUUCUCAUGAUGAAUCUGUUGGUAACAAGGAUGAACCUUUUCAUGCGAGGAGUCCAAAUAUUGCUGGCAAAUAUGAUGUCAGAGAUGACAUGAAAGAGUUUACAGAGGAAGACCAAGAACAGAUUGAGGAAAGUCUAGCUGAUUACCCCUCGGAUUUAUCCCACAGUGAAACCGAAGAGCCCGCUGAAAAUCCUACAGCUCAGCUAUUCACCCUUACAGACAUCAGCUCUAGGGAUGAUCCCUCCACAGACAGGAUGGAUGAUUUGUCCGAUGAAGAAAACAUGGACUUGCAAAACAAAGACAGUCCUGUCCUGGAUCAUAAUUCUAGGAUUAAGGGCCUGGAGGUUGAGAUGAUCUCAGCAUCAGAAGACUUGGAUAUGUCUUUGCAGAGAAUGAGUGUUGAUGAAGAGGAUGCCCAAGAAUCUUUAACAGAUGAUAGAAACACAGAGGAAGAUGCCAAGAACAAGGAGGAUGCUGGCGAUCUAUAUGAUGUUAAUGAUCAAGCAAACGACAUCAGUGACAGUAGUAGUGAUGAUCACAGCACAAGUCAAGAAGAAACUCAUUUUCUCUUAUCAGUGAAGCAGGAAGAGGAAAUGAAUCAUGUUGCAGAGUACAACUACUCAACAGAGGACAUGGUGAAGAUGGAUAAUGAUGUUGGUCAUAUAUAUCCAGAUACAGAGGAUGAGGAUGAUUACAAUCCUGAGAAACAGGAUGUGGGACGUUUAUUAUUCUGUGAUGUCGAGGAAAGCGGCUUCACAAAAACAGGGUCUAUUUCAUAUUAUGAGGAAUCCAAUACAGAACCUACAGAGUUACACCAUGGCAUAGAAUCAGACCAAGCUAUAAAAGGCCAUGACAAAUCAUCUUCAGAGGCUUCAGACAAUGUAAGUGAUACCAAAAACAUAAUAAGUGAGGUUUUGUGGUCCUCAGCACUGCUGAUGGAUGAAGACAACCUGCAGUUAGAGGAAUAUGACUGGGACUUGACAGGUGAAGAUUUAUUUAAGAUAAAUUCAGGUGAAGGAGAAAACCAAGAGUCCAGAGAAGAAGCCCUGGAGGAGUUAGAUGAUAUUGAUGAUGAGGAGGAAGCGAAUGAGCGGGACUGGGAGCUGGAGAAAAGUAGAAUUGAGGCAUUUUAUCAAUUCUAUGGUGAUCAGGCUGAACCAGAGAAUAAAGUGGGCAGGAGCCAUAAGGUUACCUUUGAUUUGGACCACGAAUCUUCUGAAUAUGAUGAAGAGUCUGACAGCAGUGAAGAGGAACUGGACUCAGACCUCAACAUACCAAAUCUCAACACACUGAAACCAGAGUAUCACAGUGAGUCAGAUGAUGCACUGGAGAAGCCUUACUACACCGAGAAGCCAAGGAUGCAACCAAAGGAAAAGCAACAUGUGACUGCAGCAGUGAAGCAGUGUCAACGUCCUCAUAGGAACAAGUGUCUUGCUGUGCUAAAGUCCACCUUAACAUUUGGCCUGCUGACAGCAAUCGGCAUCGUUUCAUACUUGUGGGCAACAGAAAAUCUGGAUUGGAUUCACUGAAUUCACACCUCAAUAUUCUGGGUAAAAAACAAAACAAUAAAAAACAAGAUUACAUUUUUGCUAUAGGUGUAAAUGUAGAAUUAGGGGCAUGCAAUGUUCUCUGAAUAUUAUAAGUGGUUUAUUAGUGUUUGUAAAAUAGGCAGCAGCAAAAGUCAGUGUAAACUGGACCAGCUUUAUUUCUUAUAACAUUGCAGCCUUCCAACAUGCUCUAGAAAAACCCUUUUAAAUACUAUAAAAAGUUUGUUUUGUUUUAGGGUUUUUUGCCUUGCCAUAAUGUAACAGCUCUUGGUCAUUUUAGUUUACUGUCAGUUUGGGCAUCAAGGGAAAGAUUCUAGUUGAAUGCAAGAAUGUUUUUUUUUUUUAAUAAUUUUUUCUGGCACAGAAUCCUGUAUUACCAUUAUCAAUUAAGUCAAAUUCCUCUAAACAUGCCAUGCAGUUAGUGUAAUCACUUAUACUGGGACUGAAAUAUUUUGUGGGGUGUUUAAUAAAGUAUAGUGCAUCACUUGCUGUGCCAUUACUAAGGAACCAAAAUUCAUUCAUUCAAAUACUGUAAAUUUACACAAACUCUCCUUUGGUCUGAAAGCUUUAUCUUGUCUGUAAUAAGAUUUAUAUGUAUGAUUAAGCUAAUAAUGAUGCUUUUGCUUACAGAAUGUGGAAUGUUGGUAAAUCACAAGCUGCCAAUCAAAUGUCUAAGUCUGUUAACCACUAUUUCUUACAGUGCUUUUUUUGUGUGUAUUUACGUGUAACAAUAAAUACACCUAUAAUCUUUGACAAGAUAUUAACCAAAUUGGAAUUUCCAUAGGCAUAGUGAUGCUUAUGGACUCUCAAGGUAAUGAUUAUAAUAAACAUUUAAUUGAAUGUAAAAUGUAAACAUUUACCUGUAAAAACACCUGUAAAUGUAUUAAUAAAAAUAAAGUACAUGCUAAGUUUAUAAAUGUUUUGCAGAUGGAAGUAAAAACGUGUAAAUGUAAAUCAUGCUCAGAAGUGCGCUCUCUCUCGCGCUCUCUCUAUCUAUCUUUGGUUGGGGUAAUCCUUUUUUUUAAGUGACAGUUUCCAUUAAAUAUUUCAAACAAA